Triticum urartu is the source of this 2539-nucleotide messenger RNA. Its product is annotated as hydroquinone glucosyltransferase. The record is from RefSeq and is a predicted model, not a curated record. NCBI's taxonomy places the organism in Eukaryota, Viridiplantae, Streptophyta, Magnoliopsida, Poales, Poaceae. Gene Ontology annotation, molecular function: UDP-glycosyltransferase activity.
GUUGAUGCCUUGGGAGCCCCUUUGUUCCUUUGUUCGCUAAGUAUAAUUACAUGCACAUCACAUGCGGCUCAUGUUUAACUAGACCAGAUGCUUGUGUGAUUAACAAACCGGUCGCUCACAUCUUGCCACCGGUGCUACUAAGUAGUACUAACGAUGGGGUCGUUCACGAACGCCGGCUCCGCGCCAGCCCCAUCCGCGGCGAGGCCGCACGUCGUGCUGCUGGCCAGUCCCGGCGCCGGCCACCUCAUACCGCUGGCCGAGCUUGCGCGGCGGCUCGUGGAGCACCACGGCUUCGCAGCCACGAUCGUCACCUUCAGCGGCCUCUCCGACUCAGAAGCCCUCCCCAGCGGCAUCCUUGACUCCGUCUCCACCGUUGCGCUCCCUGCCGUCAAGAUCGACGACCUCCCCGCCGACGCCCUCCGCGGCAGCCUGCUCGUGGAGCUUAUUCAGCGCUCCCUCCCAAGCCUCGGCACCCUGCUCCGCUCCAUGGGCUCCACCACCCCGCUCGCCGCGCUGGUGCCGGAUUUCUUCUGCUCCGCGGCGCUGCCCCUCGCCGUCGAGCUCGGCGUCCCGUGCUACGUCUUCGUCCCCAGCAGCCUCACCAUGAUCUACCUGAUGCGCCGCAUCGUGGAGCUCCACGACGACGCGGCCCCUGGCGAAUACCGCAACCUCCCGGAGCCUCUCGAGAUCCCCGGGGGCUUGUCGCUGCGCCGCGCAGAGCUUCCGGUCCCGUAUCGCGACUGUAACGGGCUGGCUUACGCGCAACUGCUCCGGGGAGGCCGGCGAUACCGCCGUGCCGACGGUUUGUUGAUGAACACCUUCUACGAGAUGGAACCUGCCAUGGUGGAAGAGUUCAGGCAGGCGGCGGAGCAAGGCACGUUCCCACCGGCGUUCCCCGUGGGGCCGUUCGUCCGGUCAAACUCCGACGAGGAAACCGGCGCGUCGGCCAUCCUAGAGUGGCUGGACCGCCAGCCGGCAAGGUCGGUGGUGUACGUCGCGUUCGGAAGCGGCGGAGCGCUGUCUGUGGAGCAGACGGCCGAGCUCGCCGCCGGGCUAGAGGCGAGCAGCCAGAGGUUCCUCUGGGUGGUGCGGAUGCCGAGCCUGGAUGGCCGCACGUGUGUCUUCGGGACCGGCGACGACGACGACGACCCGUUGGCGUGGCUUCCCGAGGGCUUCCUGGAGAGGACGAGGGGCAGGGGCCUCGCCGUGCCGGCCUGGGUGCCGCAGGUGCGCGUCCUGUCCCACCCGGCGACGGCGAUCUUCGUGUCGCACUGCGGGUGGAACUCGGCGCUGGAGAGCGCGGCGUCCGGCGUGCCGAUGGUCGCGUGGCCGCUUUACGCGGAGCAGAGGAUGAACGCCGCUCUGCUGGAAGGGGCCCUCGGGGUGGCGCUGCGGCCGAGGGCGCGAGAGGACGGCGGCGCCGUGGCGCGCGAGGAAGUCGCGGCCGCGGUGAACGAGCUCAUGGAGGGGGAGAAUGGACUCGUCGUGCGGCGCCGGGCCGAGGACCUGCAGCGAGCGGCGGCACGCGCGUGGUCGCCGGAUGGUUCGUCCCGCCGGGCGCUGGAGGAUGUCGCCGCCAAGUCGAGGGCGGCGCUUGGCGCGGGCAGUUGAGGCACGUACACUCGUGACUGCACCAACUGCGCAUGGCACCCCCCUGCCAGUUCAAUUCGAAUUUUAUUAGUAACCAGUAAUAAUCCUGAUGAUUUUCGCCUCGCUAUGCACCCACCCCUCUCCUCCGCGAGAACAAGAUCCACGGCGGCCGGAGCCCAAGAUCCACCUUCAAGCCCCAACCACCGCUCCCCUGCCGAUGCUGCAUCUCUCCUGCAGCUACUGGCAUCCCCGCCGGCCGGCCUAUCCUCGGCGUCCCCUUGCCUGCGUAAAGAUGCGGACCUGGUGGAGAUCCCCUCUCCAGAUCUCCCCUCGGCCACCAUUUUGGGAGAAGAGCUCGAUGAGCUGCACGGCCUCACGCAUGACGAGCAAGAGGCCCAGGGAGGAGGAGGAGUUUGUUUACAGUAGGAAGAUUGGCUUAUGACCUGGUGCAUACCUGCAUGGAUGGAACUGGAACCAAACUUGGUAGUUGAAAUAAUUCUCUGCCUUAAUUCAUGGAGGACCCUACAUCUAAAGGUAACAGAGCAGUUUAUAUCAUAAUUCCAUUGCUGGAUUUCUAGAAGAAUGAAAAAGGGAGAAAUGGUUGUUUCAUUUGGUGUGCGGAUCUGGUUUAAAGUGUGUGUGCUUAUAUCUGGAAGAUCUUGGUUGCAAAAGUAUAUUAGGAAGAUCUUGGUUGCAAAAGUGAUCAGAUAUACUCCUCGGUACCAAAAUAUAAGACGUAUUCUUCAGUUCAAUUGAAUUGCAAAAAUGUCUUGUAUUUUCAUACGGAGGGAGUAAUAGUCAACACAACCAGAUUGGUUCUGUAAUUAAAUGCCUAUGAUCUUGUAAUUCUGAAUCAAAUAGUUUGAUUACACAAAGAAUGAUAUUUACUUUGUGUAAGAUCUUGUAAUUCUGAACCAGUUAAUUCUGAAUCAAAUAUUUUUUUCUACUA